CUGCAACUGCACACGCCGGCUCCCCAGCCUCUGUGCUGGGGGAAGGAUUUUUAGAAUUUGCUUUUUGGAGCAGGUAAAUUCCUGCAGAGUCAGAAUGUCCAAACCCUCUCGCUUGGCUCGACCUCUACCAGCUAAUACGGCUCCUAAAUCACCUUCGUCUCGGAAAGAAGAUUUUAACAGCCGGUCGCGAAAAAUUAGUUUAGGUGAAAAGAUUUUGAGAGCUGGCAGUGAAGGAAACCUGGUUAAACAGCAUCAGCAAGAACAGGUGGAAAUCACAGAAGUGCUUGUGCCACGGAGAGCUCCUUUUCUGAAAGACCAGGGAAAACACAGUUUGCAUGUAACAUCACUAGACGAUGCAGAAUGUCUCCGAUCUAAGGAUCUGCUUUCGACUCCAAACAGUCACACUCCUAACUCCAAGUCCACCCGCAACAUCCCUCGAAGACAUACAGUAGGUGGCCCUCGCAGCUCCAAAGAAAUACUGGGAAUGCAAACCUCGGAAAUGGACAGAAAGAGAGAGGCUUUUCUUGAGCAUCUGAAACAGAAAUAUCCCCAUCAUGCUACAGCAAUCAUGGGACACCAGGAGAGACUGAGAGAUCAGACAAGAAGCCCAAAGCCGUCGCAGAGCCCACAGCCCAAUUUGGGUGACCAGACAGAGCAUCUAUCUGAAGCGUCUGCUGAUUCCUUAGAGGCCAUGUCUGAGGGUGAUUCUCCGACUCCCUUUUCGCGGGGCAGCCGCACACGGGCGAGCCUUCCUGUCGUGCGGUCAGCAAACCAAACCAAGGAGAGAUCACUGGGUGUUUUAUAUCUUCAGUAUGGAGACGAAACAAAGCAGUUGAGGAUGCCAAAUGAAAUCACAAGCACAGACACAAUUCGUGCCCUUUUUGUAAGUGCCUUCCCCCAGCAGCUGACAAUGAAAAUGCUGGAAUCGCCCAGUGUGGCCAUUUACAUCAAGGAUGAGAGCAGAAACAUAUACUAUGAAUUGUGUGAUGUGAGGUAA
This is a messenger RNA of Cygnus olor (mute swan), 997 nucleotides long. Its product is annotated as sickle tail protein homolog. Gene Ontology annotation, cellular component: cytoplasm. Lineage: Eukaryota; Metazoa; Chordata; Aves; Anseriformes; Anatidae. The transcript is spliced from 4 exons. Bases 95 to 997 code for a protein of 300 amino acids. The record is from RefSeq and is a predicted model, not a curated record.